Molecule: messenger RNA, 666 nt
Organism: Syzygium oleosum
Lineage: Eukaryota; Viridiplantae; Streptophyta; Magnoliopsida; Myrtales; Myrtaceae
Exons: 1
Coding region: 1-666 (221 amino acids)
Source: RefSeq, a predicted model, not a curated record
AUGGUCGUUAAAGGAAGGGGUAAGCUCGGAUAUCUCUUAGGUACUCUAUCAAAACCAGACUCAAAGGAUCCUGCUUUCGAGACAUGGGAUGCCAACAACAACAUUGUUAUGUCAUGGCUAAUCAAUUCCAUGACAGAAAAAAUCCAAAGUAGCUGUCUCUACUACUCCUCAGCGGCCGAACUCUGGAACUAUCUAAAUUUGGCAUAUUCCGACCUUGAUAAUUCAACUCAAGUAUUUGAACUUCGGAAUGCAGCAAGGAAUCUACUGCAGGGAGAAGCCGAUGUGACAGAAUACUACACCUCACUGGUAAAGAUCCGGCAAGAAUUAGAUCUUCAUGAUGACUGUUCUAUGGCCUGUGCUACAUGUACCAAGAAAUAUCAGGAUCGAAUGGCAAAGGAGAGGGCAUACGAUUUCUUGGCAGGUCUAAAUAGAGAUCUUGAUGAGGUUCGAGGUCGUCUUCUUGGAAUCAAACCAUUACCAUGUAUAGAGGAGAUUUUUUCUGAAGUCAGGCGUGAAGAAUCAAGGAAGCGAGUGAUGUUAGGCAGCAACAAAUCUGAUAUAACAGCCCCAGAAUCAUCAGCCCUUGUUUCUCAUCGUAAUGAUCACAACAAGGCGAUCAAAGAGGAGAACCGAGGUCAAACAAACGCCAAGGAAAUCUCGGUGUGA